Molecule: messenger RNA, 2079 nt
Organism: Mugil cephalus (flathead mullet)
Lineage: Eukaryota; Metazoa; Chordata; Actinopteri; Mugiliformes; Mugilidae
Gene: cdk10
Product: cyclin-dependent kinase 10
Exons: 15
Coding region: 592-1674 (360 amino acids)
Biological process (GO): regulation of mitotic cell cycle; protein phosphorylation
Cellular component (GO): nucleus
Molecular function (GO): cyclin-dependent protein serine/threonine kinase activity; ATP binding
Source: RefSeq, a predicted model, not a curated record
GAGGGAACGAGGGCGAGAGACAAAGACGAGCAAAGCCUCACACAAACAAUGCAGAGUGCGGACGGAUCCCAUGUGUCCUGCAGCGUGGACUGAGCGGCGUCCUGCACGGGGACAUGAACCGAGACUAAAUGGGGGCUGGAGCGAGCCAGAAGGAAGAUUCAGAGAGUCCCGUCCCGUCGCAGUCCAACACCGAGUCUGAUUCGACCGACUCGUCCCCGCGUCCUCCCGCCAUCCUCGUCACGGCUCCGUCGCAGGACGACAUCCACGCCACGCCGUCCAACAUGACCCUGGCCGACGCCGUCAAAGAGCGGAGGCCGUCCUCCGCGCCCUUCGUCGUGGGGAGGAAACUGCCGACCAGACGGUGACGCAGAAUGUCCCACCAGGUUUUAACUAAAGACUCGACGUGGACAACAAAAACCAUCCACCGUGUCUUUUACGCCUCAGACUCCGGGAAAGUUUUUUGUUGUCCUCGCGGCCCAAAACAAACAAAAAUGGCGGCGCCCGCUGGAACAAACUGCAGCUCGUCGAGUUGAAGUCGUAGCGAGUGAUUAUCGUCUCUUCUGAGCCCAAUAAACCGUAUUUAAUGACAGAAUGGACGCAGUCGGAGAGGACGAACCGGACCCCAUAAAGCUCAAGUCCAUCAAGGAUAAUAAAACGUUCACAGUCCCACAAAGCGACAGGUUUGGGAGCUGCAGAAGCGUCAGAGAGUUUGAAAAACUCAACCGAAUAGGAGAAGGAACAUAUGGCAUUGUGUACCGAGCCCGUGACACCAAGUCAGACGAGAUCGUGGCGCUGAAGAAGGUCCGGAUGGACAAAGAGAAAGAUGGGAUCCCCAUCAGCAGCCUCAGAGAGAUCACGCUGCUGCUGAGGCUGAGACAUCCCAACAUCGUGGAGCUGAAGGAGGUGGUUGUUGGCAGCCAGCUGGAGAGCCUGUUUCUGGUGAUGAGUUACUGUGAACAGGAUCUGGCCAGUCUGCUGGAAAACAUGCAGACUCCGUUCUCUGAGGCUCAGGUGAAAUGCAUCGUCCUUCAGCUGCUCAGAGGUUUGGAGUAUCUCCACCACAACUUCAUCAUUCACAGGGACCUGAAGGUGUCCAAUCUGCUGAUGACGGACAAAGGCUGCGUGAAGAUCGCUGACUUUGGUUUGGCCCGGAUGUACGGUAUCCCCCAGCAGCCCAUGACCCCCAGAGUGGUCACACUGUGGUACCGAGCUCCAGAGCUCCUCCUAGGGACCAAGAGCCAGACGACAGCUCUGGACAUGUGGGCGGUCGGCUGCAUCCUGGCCGAGCUGUUGGCUCAUAAACCUCUGCUGCCUGGAACCUCAGAGAUCCAACAGGUGGAUCUGAUCGUGCAGCUGCUGGGGACGCCCAACGAAAACAUCUGGCCGGGCUUCUCUCAACUUCCCCUCAUCGGUCAGUACAGCCUGAGGAAGCAGCCCUACAACAACCUGAAGAAUAAAUUCACCUGGUUGUCUGACGCCGGCCACAGACUCCUCAACCUGCUCUUCAUGUACAACCCUCAGCGCAGGGCGACGGCUAAGGACAGUCUGGAGAGUUCCUACUUCAAAGAGAAACCUCUGCCCUGUGAACCGGAGCUGAUGCCGACGUUCCCUCAUCACCGCAACAAGCGAGCAGCUCCUCCGGCAGAAAGUCGAUCCAAGAGGAGCAAAGUGUGACCGCGACCGAGAAGGAGACGGACGUCAAACAGAUAAAUCACAACGUCUGGUUGGACUGAAAGGACGAGACGAGAAAAGAUUUAUCAUUAAAACAUCUCAUUAUUACAAGGAAAUAUUCAAGAAUUACAAACUUCUAGAAACUUGAGAUAAAGAUGGAGAAUGAUCCAGGUCUCCAGAGACGAGAAGACGAAGACGUGAGACUCACCUCGUAUUAUCGCCGUCGUCCAUCACGAUUAAAAGUCGAUUAAAGCUGCUGAGGAAUCAGGAUUAAACACUUUAACUAUCUGGAUAAACGAGACUUUUCUGUCGGGUUUAAUCCUCCAGCAGGAACGUGACUUUAACUUGUUCAUGUUUAAGGACAAUUAAAUGUUAAUUUUUUCAUAAAUUAAUGGAACAUUAUCAGAA